AUUAGUUUGGAAUACUUCGUAGGCAGAUGAAUAUGGAAGCGUUAAGUGCCUUGGCGGCACUUCUGCAGUCGGGGUUUAACCUGGCAUUCAUAGGAAUAUUAGAAGUACUAAUAAUUCUCCUGCGGCCUGACUUAGUAGACCAGGGAAAUCGAGUGACGCCGGUUGUCCCGGAGGACAUGAGCCCCAGUUACGACUACGUUGUGAUCGGCUGCGGCUCCGCGGGAUCCGUCAUAGCGAACAGAUUGUCAGAGGAUGGAAGUUCGACGGUGUUGGCGCUGGAGGCGGGAAGAGACGAACCACCGAUUUCGGAUGUUCCAAUGCUGAUGCCGGUGCUCCAGCUAACGGACUUGGAUUGGUCCUUCAAAACCGAGCAAUCGACGCGCUACUGCCAGGGCAUGAAAGGCCAUCGCUGCAGCUGGCCAAGGGGUAAAGUGCUCGGCGGAAGCAGCGUGCUCAAUGCCAUGAUCUAUGCCCGGGGAAAUGGACGAGACUAUGAUGAGUGGAGGGAUGCGGGAAAUCCAGGAUGGGGAUAUGACGACGUCCUGCCAUACUUCAAGAAAGCGGAGAACAUCUCGAUCCCCGAACUCGAAGAUUCGCCAUACCAUGGAAGGGAUGGCUACCUUACCGUCGAGGAAUUCAGACACCACAAACCCUUGAGUGAAUUCUUUCUGCAGGCUGGUAGGGAGCUGGGAUUCAACGCGGUGGACGUCAACGGCGCCACUCAGACAGGCUUCACCUUGGCUCCCGGCACAUUAAGGGACGGGCUGAGGUGUAGCACUGCCAAGGCCUACCUUCGCUCGGCGAGCCAGCGGCAGAAUCUCCACAUCGGCACGGAAUGCACCGUUGAGAAGAUCCUCAUCAACACUACGACGAAGAUCGCCUAUGCUGUCCAGUUUCGAAGAGGUGGAGAGAUGUACACUGUCCACGCUAGGAAGGAAGUCAUUAUCUCGGCCGGCGCGAUUCAGUCCCCGCAGAUUCUGAUACUCUCGGGCGUCGGGCCGAGGGAACACCUUGACGAGCUAGGACUUGAGCUCGUUCAUGAAAGUCCUGGAGUCGGCAAAAACCUUCAGGACCAUAUCACGCUUGGUGGACUCACAUACUUGAUAGAUCUGCCUAAUGGAACUUCCAGCAAUGAUUUUGGUGGCAGUAAUACGCUGACGUUGUCCGCGUUGGCGGAUUUCUUGAAGAAUGCUACUGGUCCGAUGUACGACCUUUCGACUAAUGAAGUGUUGGGGUUUGUCAAUACCAAGUUUAGCGACGGUGAUUUGGACUGGCCGGACAUCCAGUAUCACUUCGCGACAUUGAGCCAAAACGGACGAGCGUCGAGUAUCAUUGCUAAGCGGAAUAACAAUCUCAGAGAUGAGUUCUUCGAUAGUUUAUUCAGCAAUAUACUCGAUCACGCUGCUUUUGAAAUGGCCCCGACACUGUUGCGCCCGAGAAGCAGAGGGUACAUUACGUUGAGGGACGCUGAUCCCGACAGUCCGCCGAUUAUAGUGCCGAACUACUUCGGCGACCCGCACGACCUUGACGUUUUGGUACAAGGGGCGCUAAUCGCAUACAACUUAAGUCAGACUCCGACGAUGAAGUUGUUAAACACGCGUCUCAACCCGAACCGGAUACCCGAGUGUAGUCAUUUUAGCCUGCCUUCGGAAGAGUAUUUUCGCUGCCACGCUAGGUUCUACUCGUUGACGAUCUACCACCCAGGUUGCACCUGUAAAAUGGGACCCGCUAGCGAUGCUAUGGCCGUGGUGAACGGUAGACUCAAAGUUCACGGUGUCAAGCGACUCCGCGUUGUCGAUGCUUCGAUUAUGCCAAAUCUCCCGUCCGGUAAUAUUAACGCACCUGUCAUUAUGAUCGCUGAAAAAGCUGCACACAUGAUCAAGGAAGACUGGAGCAUCUUAUAGUUUUGCAUCUGUAGUGGGUUCAACAUCAAUAGUUUUUGAUAAUUGUUUACGUGGAUAGUCGUACAUUUAGUCCAGUCGAGAUAGACAUAAAAAUAGCCUUGAAUGGAAAUAAUUAGGGGGAGCGAUUUUUUUUUCUUAAACUUUGGGGGGGUAGUUGGAAGUAUAAGUCUCGAUUUUCGGGAAAAUCCCGCCAUUGCGUUCGCCGCCAUCUUGAUUUAAAGUUCAAUUUUUUCGUUUUUCUGAAAUAACUCGUUAAUUUACAACUUUAGAGCAAAGAUGGUGGAGUCCAAAGUUGUUGGAAAUUUAAUUUCCCACAAGUUUAGUCAUUAUCAUUUUAACGCUAGGAUCAAUAUUUGCAGAGUUAUAAA
This is a messenger RNA of Neodiprion fabricii, 2272 nucleotides long. RefSeq names its product glucose dehydrogenase [FAD, quinone]-like. The transcript is spliced from 3 exons. The record is from RefSeq and is a predicted model, not a curated record. NCBI's taxonomy places the organism in Eukaryota, Metazoa, Arthropoda, Insecta, Hymenoptera, Diprionidae. Gene Ontology annotation, molecular function: flavin adenine dinucleotide binding; oxidoreductase activity, acting on CH-OH group of donors. The coding region runs from base 27 to 1904 and encodes 625 amino acids.